AUGUCAGUUAAAGGCACUCCCAUAGCACACCUGCACCAAGAUCAACAACAACAACAACACGCUGAUCUUUCACUUUGGCGCGAAAGAACAACUUCAAGAUCUACACAAAACCUUAACCAUCAUCGUCAUCAUCAUCAUCACAUAUCAUCACAAUUAGGCUUGGAUCAAGAACCGAAUCAUCAUGUAGCAAACAGCAACAGCCAAAAUAUGUUGCAUGGGCUGACUAAUAGUCACAGUACAACACAACACACUACUGAAAUCAUUGCCAUGUCAAGUCCACGUGGUCGAGAUCAGAGUGAAGAAGCUGAGGAAAGAGGCAGGAGUAGACUGCGUGAGGAUAAAUUGGAUGUAACAGACGAUAGCUUCGAUGAUAUAAGUUUAAUGGGAUUCAAAACUGGAUCGAAACAUAAUAGUCCUGUGAAAAUGAAGAAAGUCAGAUAG
This is a messenger RNA of Lodderomyces orthopsilosis Co 90-125, 441 nucleotides long. RefSeq lists its product as uncharacterized. Bases 1 to 441 code for a protein of 146 amino acids. NCBI's taxonomy places the organism in Eukaryota, Fungi, Ascomycota, Pichiomycetes, Serinales, Debaryomycetaceae. The record is from RefSeq and is a predicted model, not a curated record. The transcript has a single exon.